GGAGCCCCGAGGGCUGCGGGGCCGUGCGGGGAGAACCCCGCUGCCGGUCCCGGCCAGCCCGGUGAGUCCGUCCCUGCCCCGGGCCAGCCGCCGCUGCCUCGGUCCGUCUCCGUGCCGGGGCUGGGUCUGGCCCUUCUCGGUGCGGCGGCGUCUCAGUGUUCCGGGGGAAGCGGUGCCGGAGCGUCCCGGUGCAGAGCCGGGGAGAUGGUCCCUGCCGGGGCCGCGCGGGGGUUAUCGGGGUCUUGGCAGCACUUGCUCUGCCAGCGAGGGCACAGGGCAGCGGCGGGCUGCAGGACGUUGCUGCAGGGUGGGAUGCACCAGGAACGGCAGCGGCUGCCCCCUCAAUGCUCCCGGGGCUGCAGGAGCCAUCCGGAGAGCUAUGGCCACUCAGUCACUACAAGGGGCAGAGUGAUGGGCUGUGCCAGAAGCUCACCCACCCCUGCUGUGUGCCCAAACCUCAGCAGCCCUGGCAGAAGGAUGCCUGGGAGAUCCCUCGGGAGUCGCUGAGGCUGGAGAGGAAGCUAGCCAGGCAGUUCAGAGAAGUGUGGAUGGCUACCUACAACAAGCACACCAAGGUGGCAGUGAAGACGCUGAAGCUGGGCAGCAUGUCUGUGGCCGCCUUCCUGGCGGAGGUGAACCUGCUGAACAUACUGCAGCACAACAAGCUGGUGAAGCUGCAUGCAGUGGUCACCAGGGAGGAGCCCAUCUACAUCAUCACAGAGCUCAUGGAGAAAGGGAGUUUGCUGGAUUUCCUGAAGAGCGAGGAUGGGAAGAGGCAGCCACUCCCAAAGCUGAUUGACUUCUCUGCCCAGAUUGCAGAAGGAAUAGCUUUUAUUGAGAAGAGGACCUACAUCCACAGAGACCUGAGAGCUGCCAACAUCCUGGUGUCAGCGAUACUGGUGUGCAAGGUUGCAGACUUUGGGCUGGCAGUCAUCAAGGAUGAUGAGUACACGGCCAGGGAAGGUGCCAAGUUCCCCAUUAAGUGGACGGCACCAGAGGCCAUCAGCUAUGGCUCCUUCACCAUCAAAUCAGACAUCUGGUCCCUCGGGAUCCUCCUGACUGAGAUCAUCACGUACAGGCGCAUCCCCUACCCGGGGAUGUCGAGCGCGGCGGGGAUGCGGGCGCUGGAGCGUGGGUACCACGUGCCCCGCACCCACAACUGCCCCCAGGAGCUCUACGACAUGAUGAUGAGAUGCUGGAAAAACAAACCAGAGGAUCGUCCCACCUUCGAGUGCACACAGAGCAUUCUGGAGGAUGUCUUCACCGGCACCGAGGGCCAGUACCAGCAGCAGCCGUGAGGCUGGGCGCGGGCUGAGGCUGCGGCACCGCGCCCCGGCUCCUCCCCGUCCCGCUCCUGCUCUGCCUGCACACGCUGCCCCUGCCAGCCUGGCCCGGGAACUGCAACCUUCCCGGUGUGGCUGAGCU
Molecule: messenger RNA, 1425 nt
Organism: Colius striatus (speckled mousebird)
Lineage: Eukaryota; Metazoa; Chordata; Aves; Coliiformes; Coliidae
Gene: HCK
Product: HCK proto-oncogene, Src family tyrosine kinase
Biological process (GO): innate immune response; protein phosphorylation; cell differentiation
Cellular component (GO): extrinsic component of cytoplasmic side of plasma membrane
Molecular function (GO): signaling receptor binding; ATP binding; non-membrane spanning protein tyrosine kinase activity
Source: RefSeq, a predicted model, not a curated record